This is a messenger RNA of Poecilia latipinna (sailfin molly), 2375 nucleotides long. It is a transcript of the gene acss3, whose product is annotated as acyl-CoA synthetase short chain family member 3. The record is from RefSeq and is a predicted model, not a curated record. Gene Ontology annotation, cellular component: mitochondrial matrix. The coding region runs from base 56 to 2161 and encodes 701 amino acids. NCBI's taxonomy places the organism in Eukaryota, Metazoa, Chordata, Actinopteri, Cyprinodontiformes, Poeciliidae. Gene Ontology annotation, molecular function: propionate-CoA ligase activity. The transcript has 16 exons.
UUGUUACCUGCAACGAGGACAUCGUGUCAAAGUACUGUUUAAGUCAGCAGAAACUAUGCAUUCCCAAAUAAAGUACUUGGUGCGCCUGAAGCCCUGCGCUGCGGCUCGCAGCAAGCGGAUCCUCGAGAGGAAACUCUGGUCUCACUGUGCAGUAAAACAACAGUUAGAAGGAGGCUUUAGCGCGACAGGACUAAAGCAUGCAGCUGCAAGAGAACAUGCUGUUGUCGGAACACAGCGCUGCAGGAACUAUGCAUCUGACUGCGCGUACAGCCGAGCUUUCGCUUCGGCAAGGGACCACCCGGAAACUUUCUGGGGUGAGAUGGCGCAGAAUAUAAGCUGGUUUGAGCCGUGGAGCAAAACUCUGCACGUAGAGGACCCGGUGUUUCCAAACUGGUUUGUAGGAGGGAAGUUAAACGUGUGCUUCAACGCUGUGGAUCGUCAUGUUGAGAGUGGCCGCGGAGAGCAGCCAGCCAUCAUUUAUGACAGUCCAGUGACUGGAACGAAGAAGAUCGUCACCUUCCGAGAACUGCAGGACCAAGUGUCCAGACUAGCAGGAGUCCUCGUGAAAAAUGGGGUUCAGAAAGGAGACCUUGUUGUCAUCUACAUGCCCAUGGUGCCCCAGGCCAUGUUCACCAUGCUGGCCUGUGCACGGAUUGGUGCUCCACACAGCCUAAUUUUUGGUGGCUUUGCUUCCAAGGAGCUGUCAGUCCGCAUUGAUCAUGCCAAACCCAAGAUGUUGGUGACGGCCUCGUUCGGCAUCGAGCCAGGAAGAAGAGUUGAGUACAUCCCUCUGGUGAAGAAGGCGCUGGAGAUGAGCUCUCACAGACCCUCCAAGGUCCUCAUCUACAGCAGGCCCAACAUGGACAAAGUUUCCCUCGAUCCAGAGCUGAGUCUGGACUGGGACCAGGAAAUGGCCGCUUCUCGUCCACAUGACUGUGUUCCUUUACCCUCCAACCAUCCUCUGUAUGUCCUCUAUACGUCUGGGACCACAGGAACACCAAAGGGCGUUGUGAGAGACACUGCAGGCUACGCCGUUAUGCUGAAAUGGACCAUGUCAAAUAUUUAUGGACUCAGUCCCGGAGAUGUUUGGUGGGCUGCCUCUGAUCUGGGCUGGGUGGUCGGCCAUUCCUACAUCUGUUACGCUCCUCUUCUCCAUGGUAACAGCACCAUUUUAUAUGAGGGAAAGCCAGUCGGGACUCCAGAUCCUGGCGCGUUCUUCCGUGUCCUGUCGGAGUACGGACCGUCGUCUAUGUUUACCGCACCCACCGCAAUCCGGGCCAUUCGGCAGCAGGACCCCGGCGCCGCAGCCGGCAGGAAAUACCCUUUGACCAGGUUGCAGACGUUGUUCUUGGCAGGAGAGCGGUGCGAUGUCGAGACGCUGGAGUGGGCAAAGAAGAACUUUGGCGUUCCGGUUCUGGAUCACUGGUGGCAGACGGAAACUGGCUCAGCCAUCACGUCCUCCUGUAUCGGUCUGGGUAACUCGCUCACGCCACCUGCAGGCCAGGCUGGAAAACCAGUUCCAGGUUACAAUGUCACUGUGAUCGAUGAUGACAUGCAGGAGUUGAAGCCAAGAACUCUGGGAAAUAUUGUUGUCAGGCUUCCUCUACCGCCUGGAGCUGCACUGUCCUUGUGGCAAAACCAGCAUCUCUUCAAGGAGCUCUACUUCUCCAAGUUUCCAGGCUACUAUGACACCAUGGACGCCGGCUUUUUGGAUGAGGAGGGCUUCCUUUACAUCAUGUCCCGCUCUGAUGACGUCAUCAACGUGGCGGGUCACAGGCUGUCUGCUGGAGCAUUAGAGGAAUCGGUGCUGCUGCACUCUGCGGUGGGGGACUGCGCUGUGGUGGGUCUGGAGGACUCUCUGAAGGGCCACGUUCCUUUGGCGCUGUGUGUACUUAAAAAAGAUGUGCAGAAAACUGAGGAAGAAAUCACAAAGGAGGUGGUGAAGCUGGUGAGAGACACCAUCGGACCUGUAGCCGCCUUCAGGAACGUGCUCUUCGUCCACCGGUUACCGAAGACGCGUUCCGGAAAAAUCCCCCGCUCUUCUCUGGCCAACCUGGUCAACGGCAAACCCUACAAGAUUACGCCAACCAUCGAGGACCCAGAUGUGUUCGAAGACAUUGAGAGGCAAGUAGAAAACGUCUGGAGACGACAUGCAGAUUGAACACAUGGGAAAACGAAUAUUUUAGAGAAAUUAUUCCACUAAUCAUUUUUGUAAGUAAAUUACUGAUGAGGUAAAACCAAACUGCACUUAACUUUGUAAACAUUUUUAAUGAAAACUAAUGCAAACAGCUCACUAACCGUUUCUAUUUUUUAUUGACAAUGAAAACUUGUUUGCUCACCACUUAGUUUUGACCAAAGUACAAGAAGUAAUAAAU